AUGCCUCAAUCAACCUACACAAUCUCCAAAUCCUCACGCCGUGAUGUCGCCCGUCUGGGCCAAAUCGCCGCCAGCACGUGGGACAAGGACAAGAACACGCAGGUGAAGCUCAUGGGCACGAAACCCGGCGCUUUCGCAGAGGGCAUGGCCAUGGGCAUACAACACUACACAGACUCGACCAGCUCCGUCGUGAUCAAGGCAACCGACGAUCGUGAUGGGAAAAUCGUCGGAUUCUGCGCCUGGGGAUUCCGCAACUCCGCGUUUGAUGGGCAGAUCGUCAAGGACGAGACGACCAUUCCCGGUGCCGAGAGGAUCAAGGAGCUCGAGGCCAUGACCGGCAAACACCUGAACGACUUCUUUGAAAAGCGCCUGCGGGACGGGUCCAAGUCCAUCUUCGUCGGCAUGACGGCCGUGGACCCUGGCUACAAGGGGGUGGGCGUCGGCUCGCAGCUCAUGAGCUGGGGUACCGAGCAUGCGGACCGGCUCGGUGCCUCCAUGUGGGUGCACGCCUCCGAGGCCGGGUGGCCGCUGUUUGAGAAGCACGGUUUCAAAGAGGUCGAUCGCCUCACGAUCGACCUCGAUGAGUGGGCCGUGGGCCCGCCCCCAAAGGACGGCGCGUUUGGCGACAGCGAGAAGUGGGGCCAGUAUACGUUUCGCUACGGCGGAAGGCAACCUGCAUCGGCCUAA
Truncatella angustata is the source of this 687-nucleotide messenger RNA. RefSeq names its product acyl-CoA N-acyltransferase. The transcript is spliced from 2 exons. NCBI's taxonomy places the organism in Eukaryota, Fungi, Ascomycota, Sordariomycetes, Amphisphaeriales, Sporocadaceae. Gene Ontology annotation, molecular function: acyltransferase activity, transferring groups other than amino-acyl groups. The record is from RefSeq and is a predicted model, not a curated record. Bases 1 to 687 code for a protein of 228 amino acids.